This is a messenger RNA of Suillus bovinus, 1125 nucleotides long. RefSeq names its product RNase P subunit p30-domain-containing protein. The record is from RefSeq and is a predicted model, not a curated record. The coding region runs from base 1 to 1125 and encodes 374 amino acids. Gene Ontology annotation, biological process: tRNA processing. The transcript has 6 exons. Gene Ontology annotation, cellular component: nucleolar ribonuclease P complex. Lineage: Eukaryota; Fungi; Basidiomycota; Agaricomycetes; Boletales; Suillaceae. Gene Ontology annotation, molecular function: RNA binding.
AUGCACUUUGACCUUAAUUUCCCGAAGAAUAAAAACAAACAACCCCAGCAGUCCUCGUCAUCACCUUUCACUCCUGCACAGAUAAAGGGAAUCGAAGCUCGUCUGGACCUUCUUGAACACUUAGGAUACACUGUCUUUGCGUUUAAUCAAUCGGUGAACAAAAAAAUAGACCCAAAAACCCAUGUCAACAUUCUGGAUGGACUCCUUAAACAGCUGAGGGCGAGGCCAGGGACGGUGUUCUUGAAGCGACUUACAAUUGUUCUCGACAAUGAUAGCGAGAAAGGCUUUGGUUUGACGAACGCAAACGCCUCCCUCGUCGAGCCCUACGAUCUAAUUGCUCUCCUGCCGACGACUUCCGCGACAUUUUCACUUGCUUGCCUCACGCACAGUCUUCCUUCACCACUCACUGCACACAUCGUUGCUCUUCCUUUAACGCUCCCCCGACUUCCGUUUCAGUUGAAGCACACAUUGGUUAGAACUGCGAUCAAGAACGGCGCGGUAUUCGAAAUCAACUACGCAGGAGCCAUUGGUGGUGAAAGUGACGCCAGUCUAUCGGCCUUUGGUGUAAGUGAUACUGGUGUAAGUGGCAAACGGAAUUGGUGGGCCGCUGCACGAGAAGUUGUGCGGGUGACAAAGGGCAAAGGCAUUGUUGCGAGUGGUGGAGUUGCCUCUGAGGCAGACUACAGAGGACCCAAGGAUAUCGAAAAUUUGCUUACGCUGCUGGACCUGCCACAAAAUUUGGCUCACGAUGCAUCAGUUACUGCGCCCAAAUCGCUCAUCUUGCGUGCACAGGCACGCAAAACUUAUCGAGCGGUCUUAUCAGAACCCAGGUUGGUGGUUCCAGAACCUACACAGGUGAUGCCUCCCACACAGGGGACCGGAGAUAGCGAGAACUUGCGUGACAACGUUAACAUCUCCCAAACAUCGAGUCGAUCAUCUCCGAACCCUGCCGUAACGCUGCCUCAAUCAGCGGGAAGCAAGAAGCGAACUUGUGACGAAGUUGGUCUCGGAUCUACGAUGAACGAACAUGUGAACAAAAAAACCAAAGGAGCUGCUAAUGCCGAGGGCGAGUCCCGAAGAAAAAAGAAGAAAGGGGGAAAUAGAGGGAGGGUUGGUGCAGUCUAG